UUGUUUCCCUGUCAGCGGUAAAUAAAUGGACGAGACUUUACACACUUCAGAAGUCUCCACAAUGCACAACGAUCAAUAAUCGAUUAAUCUGACGCAAAAGUAAAUGUGUGAUACUUUGCUCGGUUAUCAUCUUUACAGGACAUGUCAACUUGGGUUUUUAAUUUUCUAAAGGAAAAUGUGCAGUGAUUAGGAAUAUAUAAUUAACACCAUGCUCAGUCCGCUGACACGGGGAUAUGGCUCCUGGGACGGGAUGCAUUAUGAUCCCUAUUCUGAUCACGCUGCAGAGGAGAAGUUACCAUUCAUCAAUGAACAGGAACCCCACAGACACGGCAUUACUGUGGGCCACAUGUCACGAUGUUCCACCUCGCUUUCGUUCAAGAGUGGCAUGGCCCCUCCCGCCACACCCAUCAGUCGCUCCGAGAAACUUCAAAGGGAGACCACUCACAACAGACUCUCAAGGGAGACAACCUCUGUGGACCACUCCAGCAAGUAUGACCUCCCGAAGACUUACUUGACUAAGAAGGGGGCUCUGAUGCUUUUCACUGCCCCUAAAGAUGACCAGGAGCUUGAUGAGAGCUAUGGGAGUCCUAAGGUUGUUAAGACCCACAGAGUGAAGAAGUUGCUGGAUUCCUCCCUGAAGAUUGGCUCUCUGGACAGACUGGCCAUGUCUAUAUUGCAAUAUGGAGAUGAGGAGGAAUAUGACAAAGAAAAUGCAAGCAUAUCUGAUGAGAAAAAGAAAAUGUUCAUAAAAAUUUUACGCAAAGAAGAAAACCAAAGAGAACUUGAUACUCGCUCACAGCCUGGCUGUGAUCUCAACUCAUAUCUCAGGGAUCUCAAAUUCAGAGCAAGCUACAGAGCUAACAUGAGUGGUGACACCAAUAUACCUCGAAGUCGGGAAGCGAUGGAAUUGCGUGCAAUACUUCAGGGCCUACAAGACAACCGCUGGCCCAUAGUUUACAACACAGAGUCCGGUACUUUUGAAAACCGCAGCAGCUUUGGAGACCAGUUUACAAGACCAGUUUCUCAGCAGUCUACCAGAACUCAAGCAUCCCAAGGAUCUGGCAGUACCACCCCUCGCUCUAUCCUCUCUGCCAGUAAACUCCGGGCAUCCCUCAAGUCCUACAGCACGUACAUGGGUCGGCCUGCCUCAGAUGAUACAGUCAAGGAGAUUAAAUCCUCCCUACCUCGAGUCUCCAUUAGGCGCUCCUCGGCUCCUUCCAUAGGAAGCAGGUCAGCAGACUUGAUAAGUCCAGGGCGAGGAAAACGACGCGUCCACUCAUCUAUUACAGGAGGAAGUAUUGUAGAAGAAGACGAGGAAGGCCUUCCUUUGUACUAUGAUCCAUUGUCAGGUAUGGAGGGCUCCUCUAUUGCCUACACAGAUUCCACAGAUCUUGGACCACACAUGUACACAUUUGAUCUAGCAUCAGGUGAAAGUUCACACUUUGAUAUGGACAGCCAAGGUGAUGGGCCCAAACUCUCUGGUGAUGGAAGUGUGGAUGUGGCGGAGGACACCAAUGAACAAUCGGAUGAUGUAGAAGUGUUAAUAGUAGAGGGACAAGGUAGCACUGAUUUGGCUAGUGAACCCCAAAGUAGUUCUAAUCAAUUCCAAUUGGUGGUGGAAGACCAAAACACUAAUACUUGUGAUAAGUCUGCACAAUAUGAACUUGACGUAGAUUCUUUAAAUAACAGUGGUGUUGGUAUUGGUGCUAUUCCAAGCAUUAGAAUUGGUGAGGGUGUAUCCACAAAUAACAUUGUUGACAUGAGUAGUGCACUUAGUUCCCAGCCCGACCCUUGUAGUGAAUCUGAAAAAUUCGAUGCUGAAACUAGCACAACUCUCAGUGAAGAUCUAAUAGAACCCCCUGGUGUCAAUAAAGUUGAUAUAAAACCUAUUUCAGGAGUAAUUCCCGAGGAAGAAAAUGUUGAUGUAGGGUUUGUUGGUGAAGGUGUGCACAUUCCACGUGGUGAUGACGAGGGCGAUGAACUUGACUGGGAAGAAAGGGGUGAGGAGGCAGCAGGCACUGAGGUUGACUUGGCUAGAUAUGGAGUGAUAGGGGAGGAGGAUAUUGGAGAAGGGGAUGAGAUAGAUGAAGGCACAGAAGGAAAUAAAACUUCACCAAAAGUUGGAGAUGUACACGACACAAGCCUUUCACUUUCGCCUGCACGUCUCACUAAAUCGCCCACAUCAUUAAAAGAUCAGGGUUCACCAGAAAGACGGGCCUCUGUAGCACGAACUGAAUCAAGGGCGUCACUGAAAUCUCAAUCUCCCAAUCUGUCAAAGUCCCAAUCUCCUGUCUUGAGAAAGACAUCAAUUUCACAAAGCAAUAAAAAGUCACCGUCUCCUGUCCAAAAGACAGUUUCACCCAUACAAACUCCUCAAAAAACUGUAGUAAACGAGAUAUCUAAGCAAAUCCCCUCUCCUGAAAUUCGUGGCAAAAACACCCCACCAUCUGUAACAAUCACAAAGAAAUUGUCCUCACAAAAUUUACCCAAUGUAACGAAUGACGCCGACACCCCAGACACUCAAAAGACAAACAAAAUGCCCGUUGGUCCCUCUGAUAAAGAUAAUUCAUUGCAAGGCCCGAAAGACAUAAAACAUGAAGGGCCCAAAGAUGGCCUCCCUCUUGCACCAGCUUCUAGUCCGGUUCCGAAAGAACUGGACGCACCUGACACACAAAAAGCACAAGCUAUGGAUGAGGGAGCACCAGAGAAAGAGCUUAAAGCAGUGGCAGACAAAUCUGAGAAAGCAGAAGAUGAAGACAAGGAAACCAGUCCCGACUUGUCAAUCAGUCCAGUUGAAGAUAAAGACAAAAAGAAACAGCUUCAAACAAAUGAAGACAAAGAAAAACCAAAGGGACUUGAUGGGGCAGGCGGUGCAGAUCCCUCUAUAUCUACCAAAGUGGAGGCUCCAGCUCCACCCAAGCUGGUGGACCAGAUGCCAGUCAUUCCAGACUACCUCAAACCGAAACCACAAAAAACGCCAAAGACAAAAGAAAAGAAAGCGAGAAAACAACCUGCUCCAAAAACCAAAAAAGAUGUCACCAAAGCUAUGUCUGUUGCUUCAAUACAGCCAGAGGCUGAUACUGCCAGUAAAGCUGAGUCUGUUGCAAAGGUAUGGGACCACCAAAAAGUGGAGAUUCCACCAGAAAAAGACGAGCUUGUCAUCCCUGACCACAUGAAGGAAGCCUUCGAUAGAGACACAGAACAGUCCAGAGCAGCCUUGGAACAACAAAUGAAACAAAAUCAUAGGAAAGCUAGGAAAACUAAUGGUGUGGCCAGUAUAGUAGACGAUACUUUAAACCACACAAUAGACGAGAACUACCUCGAGACUGGACUCACAGAAGAGGAACUCCUAGAGGCUAAGAUGGCAGUAGAGGAAAAACUUCUAGUAGCACAAGCAAAAAUUGAAGAGAUGGAGAAAACUGGCACUAUUGAAGAUUCUAAAAACUCUGAUGAGAAACAAAAAGCUGUGACGGUAAAAGAAGGAAAAGGAAAGAAAAAAGGCGGUAAAGGAAACUCGGCCACCAAGGACAGCUCGGCAAAACGUCAGGCAAAGGUUGAAAAGGACCUUCAAGCACAGAAAAUACUCAAAAAGGAACAAAAGAGGAUAGAAGAAAAGAAAAAAUUAGAAGAAAAGCGUAAAUUGGAAGAUGAAAUCAUGGCCAGACAAGAGCUCGUAGAGGAACACGAACAGAGGACAAGGGACAAAGAACUGAAACGUGGAAAAGCAGCCAAGAAGGAACUUAAAUUGGAAAUGGAGCGUUUAAGGAGAGAAGAAAUGGAAAUGCAAGAGGCCGUCGAUGAGGUCCACCAAUACCUGGCUGAGUCUAGGAAGCGGCAGCGAGAGGAGAGAGAUCAGAGAAGGAAAGCGGAUCAGGAGAGAAGGCGAGAUCUAGCGCGGGAAAAAUUCGAACAAGACAAAAAGAAAAGAGAAGAGGAAAGUAAAAAAGUAAUGGAAGAGUUGGACAGAAUUCAUGAUCUCGAAAUGAGAAAACAGAAAAAACUGGAGGAAGAGAUGAAAAGAGAAGAAGAAGAAAGAAUAGCUCUGGAACAAGCAGAGGAGGAAGAAAAGGAAAGGGUACGAGCUGAAGAAGAUCAAGAGAGAAGAGUUAGAGAAAUCGAAGUUCAGAUGGAAGAAGAGGAAAUGCAGAGGUUGUAUAAUCAAGAACAAGAAAUAAGUCGUCAACGAAUUUUAUUAGAAAUGGAACGAGAAAAAAUGGCAGAGGAAGAAGAGAAUAAGAGACAAGAACUUUUGGCUGAGCAGAUGAAGUAUGAAGAAAUAAAACGAAAACAAGAAGAGGAAGAGCUUAGAGUAUUAGACGAACAGAGACGAAGGUUACAGGAGCUGAAGGACAUGGAGGAAGCCGCAAAGCUUAAACUUCAACAAGAUCUUGAAGAGAGAAGAGCAAAAGCCUUGGCUCGAAGGGAGGAAAACUUAGAAAACAGAGCUAAUAUGGACAAACUGAAGCAUUCACAGGGCAUCACCAAGUCCUGGGUUUUCUCUUACUUCGUACGGUGGCCAUUGGAAUCCUACAUGGUGCCUAUGGGUGUAGAUGAGACGAAGAAAAAGGGAUUCCGACCAAGACCGAAAACGGCCAAAUAAAAACUUGUAGGAAAGAGGAGAACUUUUAUGAAUUUAAUUUAUUUGUUAAUUCUAUAAUGGUUAUUUUAUUUUGUUGUCCACUGUAAGAGCGUCUAUUAUAUACUAGUAUAGGUUUAACAUCCUGUGCAUUAUUUUGCUUAUCUGUGAUACAUUGAAUAUCUUUCUUUCAUGUUUUUGAAUAAUAAUUUUCAAUAAUGUUGUUAAUU
This is a messenger RNA of Magallana angulata, 4806 nucleotides long. RefSeq names its product calponin homology domain-containing protein DDB_G0272472-like. The record is from RefSeq and is a predicted model, not a curated record. NCBI's taxonomy places the organism in Eukaryota, Metazoa, Mollusca, Bivalvia, Ostreida, Ostreidae. The transcript is spliced from 24 exons. Bases 209 to 4600 code for a protein of 1463 amino acids.